Molecule: messenger RNA, 1501 nt
Organism: Danio aesculapii
Lineage: Eukaryota; Metazoa; Chordata; Actinopteri; Cypriniformes; Danionidae
Gene: elp4
Product: elongator acetyltransferase complex subunit 4
Biological process (GO): tRNA wobble uridine modification
Cellular component (GO): elongator holoenzyme complex; transcription elongation factor complex; cytoplasm
Source: RefSeq, a predicted model, not a curated record
AACAUGGCGGCUCCCGUUAGAGGCAUGGCUGGAUCCAGCAGCAUAGGAAACACAACUAGUUUUCAGAAGAAAACCCGCAGCAAGCUAGUUUCUAUCCCUGGUACCAGACCAUCUGUGCAGAACGGACAGCUCUUAGUGUCGUCUGGCGUAAGCUCGCUUGACUAUGUGAUUGGUGGCGGCUUGGCAGUUGGAACUCUGCUGCUUGUAGAGGAGGACCGCUAUGACAGCUACUCCCGCAUGCUGCUCAAGUACUUUCUGGCGGAGGGAAUCGUGUGUGGACAUGAACUCUUCCUGGCGUCUGCCCGAGAUCAUCCUGAUCAGAUCAUGCAGGAACUCCCUUCUCCAAUUCUGGAUGAUGUGGCCAGCAUGAAAAUGAGUGAGGGUCAGUCGCAGCCAAAUGACCCAGACAAUCCAGACACAAUGAAAAUCGCCUGGCGCUACCAGAACCAGCCCAGAGUUCAGACUGCAUUGGCGUCCUCAGCAAGAUUUGGUCACUACUAUGAUGUAUCCAAGACCAUGGAGCCUAAGCUACUGCAAGCAGCAAAAUAUCACAGUUUCUAUCAGCUUCAGGAAACACCAGUAACCACAGGAUUAAGUCCUUUACCAUCACCUUAUCAUGCUCUCCUGAAGUCCAUCCAGACGCUCAUCCAGAAAGAGGGAUUUGAUGGCUCAGCACCGCAGUUGAGGGGUCGUAAUGUCCUGCGUGUGGGUCUCCAUUCUCUGGGCUCGGUCCUGUGGGGUGAUGAUGUCUGCUGUAAGGAAAACUCCGCCCACUGCCACGCCCUCUCCACCUUCCUCUAUGCUCUCAGAGGCCUGUUACGCACUUCACUCUCAGUGGCCAUGAUGACUGUACCCUCACACCUCAUACAGAACAGAGCUGUAAUGGGCCGAAUAAUCCGUCUGAGUGACACAGCCAUCGCUUUGGAGUCUUUCAGAGACUCAGAGAAGGAGACCAACCCUCUGUACAAAGACUAUCACGGUCUCCUGUAUGUCCGUCAGUUUCCCCGUCUGAACUGUCUGACCUCUGUCCCUGACACAAAAGACCUGGCCUUCAAACUCAAGAGAAGACAGUUCACCAUAGAGAGACUGCAUUUGCCUCCAGACCUGUCAGAGACGGUGAGUCGAGUGAGUAAAGCGGAUCUGGCAGCAGGAUGUGCUUCCACAGCCACAGGCAACAAGCACCUCCAUUUCUAGCGUUUUCCCAUCCGUCCCGCAGCGCCGCCGCUGUGAUGAUGUUCAAGGGCAGGAGAGAAGAGAGAGAGGAAGCGGCAUCAGGUCACACUCACACCUGCACACACACACACAGCCUUCAUUACACAGAGAUUAAGAUGGCACUCUGUUCAGGAGAUGUACGCUAUGGUACAAAAACUGACAAGAACCUGCUUUCGGUUUCUGGAUGAAGUGUGGAUGCGACGCAAAUAACAAUAAUGUUAGUUGGCUGCUGUUGACUUUUAAGUCCACUUCAAUGUUAGCAAAUGAUGCCAAUAAAGUUUCUAAAUAA